AUGGCGCUAGUAUACUUUUCGGGUGGCUAUGGUGUGGGUUGUCGCAAGUUCCUUGGAAUGCAUCAUCGAUUUCUGCCGUGUGGUGGGCGGGUGGGCUUUUCCAUCAUCGGGAGAAAUCCCUUCCGUGCGAGCUUAGCCGUUGCUCCGGCCUUCUAUUAA
Molecule: messenger RNA, 159 nt
Organism: Gryllus bimaculatus (two-spotted cricket)
Lineage: Eukaryota; Metazoa; Arthropoda; Insecta; Orthoptera; Gryllidae
Source: the annotation of a GenBank genome assembly